Maylandia zebra (zebra mbuna) is the source of this 1551-nucleotide messenger RNA. RefSeq lists its product as uncharacterized. NCBI's taxonomy places the organism in Eukaryota, Metazoa, Chordata, Actinopteri, Cichliformes, Cichlidae. The record is from RefSeq and is a predicted model, not a curated record.
CAUACGUUACUUUAUCUGAUUCCAUAUGAACGACGCAUUUCUAGGCAUCGCUGAGCCGACAGCAGUCAGAGCUUCAUUGAAAUAAGUGGGGCAGCCGACAGACAGAAGAAAAAAAAUAUUAACCUCGGCCUUUUCAAAGACAAGCCUCGAUUCACGCAUCUUCUACAACUUCUAAAGACCUGAACUCUCGACUUUGCUCACCAAGGUUUCUUCAGGUGUUUUUUGGGGGGCGGCAGCAGAAACGUAAAAAUGUGGAGCACAUUGAGAUUCAACACUUCGGCUGACAUCAGUAAAAAUCUCAGAACAAGUCUGGAGACUUUUGUGAGGCUCUAUGGCCAACGCAAAGAUGAUCUUCAGCAAGCUUCUGAGCAUUUCAUGCAUGCAGCAGCUCUAGUUGAUAAAAAGCAUGAGGAUGACAAGAUGGCCCAGGCUCUGUUAGGUGUGUUUGGAGGGGCUAUUGGUAUAGUCUUUGGGGGUGUUACUGGUGGUGUAUGGGCUGCUUUGGGAGCAGUUAGUGCAGCAACUUAUGCCAAGUUUUGUGGCAACGUUAGUGCAGCAAGUGCAACUGUGGGCUUUGUAGGCGGUGUCUUUGGGGGAGUGGUGGGAGGAGCAUUUUCGGGGUUUAUUGGUGGAUCAGUUGGUGUUGCAGCUCUAGCAGUGGGUAUAGAAGCUCAUGGGAUCGUGAGUGAUUCAUUAUGGUUUACUGUUGGCUUCGCCACUGGUGGUGCAACUGGUAGCACAUUUGGCGGGUCAAUUGGUGCAGCAGGUGGUGCUGUUGGUGGUGGUUUUGGUGCUUUGCAUGCUACAAAAGCUGCAGUUUAUCUGGUCAGAAAAGCCAUCGAUUUUCCUUCUAAAACAAAAGUUCGAAAAGGAAAUGGAAAGCUAACGAAAGAAGUAGUCACCAUGCAGAAAACUGGAGCAGAUUUCAUUAAAAGCAUCGAACCGCUGGUGGACGAGCUAAAAACGGUGCAAGAGAUUUGUGACCAAAUGGCCUCCUGUGAUGCUGUGAAAGGCGUCGCUAAUCAGACUGCAAAGACUCUGGCUGCAGUGAACGCAAUGGAGAAAACGAUGAACCACAGUCAGAUGGAGGCAGAUGAGUCAGAGUUUCUCCGCUGUGUUAAAGAAGCAUCGAGCCAAUGCAAGAUAAUCCCUGUGGAGCUGCAGAUGAUGAGAGAGGAAGUGGAGAAACUUCUGGUUUCACUGUAGAAACACUGUUGCUGUCGGUGAAACAGGAGCUGUUCUGUUGUCUUGAUGGUUUCAUCUGUUUUACGUAGCUGUUCAUUUGUUAUUUGUUUAGUUUCUGUUUUUAACUGCUCAUUUUGUAGUUCUUAUACGCUCUUCAUACAGAAUCAGCUGUGUUAAUAUAUGUUGGCUGUCUCAUCUUUAUACAAAAUACUGUUAUACUAAAUUCUAAAUUCAGAAUCUGCACGUUACACUGGCAAAAACAUAAAAAAAAACCUCUAACAAAAAGCUUAAAGUGGAAUGACAGAAUGACAAAGUUAAAAGAAAUUAAAAAUAAUUACAAAAAUAAAUUAUCUGGAUCUAAAGCAG